AUGCCCAACAAGUCUUUUGUUCCUUCUGUUGGUCGUGCAGGGGGUUUACUCUUGUUAUGGAAAGAUGGCUUUUCUUUUAGCAUAGUUCAUCAAGAUGAUAAGAUUUUCCAUACUCGAAUCAUUAAUAACCCCAACAGAGGAGAAUGGUGCUUAACUUGUGUUUAUGGAACUCCCUAUAAUCACGAAAAAGAAGCUCAAUGGUCUCUUAUCCAGAAUCUUGGUAGGUCUAUUAAUAAGCCUUGGGUUGUCAUUGGUGAUUUAAACAUCACUUUUACACCCAGCGACAGAAAUACAGACUGUAAUAAUAUCACUUCUAAUGAUUUCGUAGAUAUUAUUAAAGAUUCUGAUCUCACUGACUUAGGUUUCUGUGGUAAACCCUAUACCUGGCCUAGCAACAAACAUGGCACAUGCCGGUUUAAGUCCAGAUUAGAUAGAGCCUUAGGAAAUAGUGAAUGGUUCCUUGUUUAUCCUGAUUCUGUUCUUAAGCAUCUUCACCACUAUGGUUCUGACCACACCCCCAUUUUGUUGGAACUCUCUAAUAAAAAUAGGCUAUCAAAUACUAGACAUGUGUUUUCACUCUGGAUUAAAAUCACAUUUGGAGAUUUCAACAAACGUAUUACUGAUCUACAGUCAGAUUUAAGUUCACUUCAAUCUGCUGAUGUUAAUGGUUCUAACACGGAAGAAGUCAUCAAACUGGAAAGUGAGAUCAGACAGCUCAAUGAAAUUGAAGCGAGUUCAAAUAGGAAAAAGUCUCGUGACCAUUUUUACAAUGAUAUGGAUAUGAACUCAAGAUGGGCGCCUGGUUUCUACCAGACUCAAUGUCUAGUGGUGAAAGAAGAUGUCUGCAAGACAAUUCAAUCAUUCUUCCACUCGGGUUUUCUUCUUCAGCAACUUAAUAACACGAGAGUAUCAUUGAUUCCCAAAGUGCAGGUAGUCAACAAACCGGAGGAUUUUCGUCCCAUUGCUUUGUGCAAUACAGUAUACAAGAUUAUCUCAAAGAUAAUUGCCUUGAGGUUGAAGAAACACAUUGCAAAAAUCAUCUCGCCAAUGCAGUCGGCUUAUGUUCCAGGCAGACUAAUAUCGGAAAAUAUUUGCUUAGUGCAGGAAAUUGUGCAAGCUAUGAAGAAAAAAGAAGGUUUAAGUGGUCAUAUUGCGCUUAAGAUGGACAUGUCCAAGGCGUUUGAUAGACUCGAAUGGAGCUUCCUUCUAGACAUUCUCAAGCAAUUUGGUUUUUCAGAUAAAUUUCGGCAACUUAUCUCUCAGUGUAUCUCUACAACAUAG
Molecule: messenger RNA, 1281 nt
Organism: Papaver somniferum (opium poppy)
Lineage: Eukaryota; Viridiplantae; Streptophyta; Magnoliopsida; Ranunculales; Papaveraceae
Exons: 3
Coding region: 1-1281 (426 amino acids)
Molecular function (GO): catalytic activity
Source: RefSeq, a predicted model, not a curated record